AUCCGUCCCCAUUUCCCUCGCAAUUCAGAAACCCACGCACGAACACAUUCCCUCACAAACCCGAUUACCUAACAAACCCUAUUCCCGCACACCAUACCGCAGCGAUUGCCGCCUACACACCGGAGCGUCUGCCGCCUGCACGCCGGAGUUUCAGCCGCCUUCUACACACUGGUGCUGCCGCUACACUGCAGCGUUGAACCUUUAGCCACCUCUCAAAUAACCCACAACAGGGCUAUUUUGACAGCAAUAUAUGCUCUUGUAACCAGUUUUGGAUUUGAUUCUUGAUGAAAUGGAUCGUAGUUGGAUAUCAACAACAAAGCCAGGUGACCCUAAAUAUCUAGCGGGUGUUAGACAAUUUGUAAACUUUGCUGUUAAGAAUAGUCAAUUGGAUUCUAAAUUACCUUGUCCAUGUUAUAUGUGUCAUAACUUAAUGCAUUGGAUGUUAGCAAUUAUUAGUCCAUGGAAGGGAUUGGUUUAUUGGUUAGAUCCUGAUGGUGUAGAAAAUGAAGUGCGUGAACAUGCUCGUAAAAUUAUUUAUGAGGGGCUUGUGAAGUUUAGCAUGGUCCAUCGAAAGGAUCUCAAAAAAAUUAAAAAGAAUCCUAAAGUUGGUUGGAACAAACUAAAAUUAAGUGUCCUCGUCAACCUCAAGACGCCAAAUACUGUGGAUAUUAUGUAUGUCGUUAUAUGCUUGAGACUAUUGAAAGUAGGCAACAACUGAUUUUGGAGGAGGUAAGUAUUCGUCAAAAAUUUAUAUCAAACAUUACGAUAUUGGUAUUAAAACACAAUGACAUUUGGAUAUAAUAUUGAUGGAUUGGAUUUUUGGCAUCAAUGUGCACCUUCUCUUUCUUGGCUGCAUUUUAUAGGUCUUAUGAUUACAUGUUGUUGUGAUGUUUCUAGCAGCAAGAUGGUUACCAAAAGUAGAGUUAGUUGACUGCAUACAAGUGAUUAUCACAUAUAUAUAUAUAUAUAUAUAUAUAUAUAUAUAUAUAUAUAUGUGAUAAUAACUAUGUAGAGCAUAAGAGGAAAAUGGAGAGAUAAUAUGAGCAACAUAUGAAUGAAUAGUGUCAUGAUAAACCAACAACCACUAUACUAACCAAAACCCCACAAGAUAAUGUAAUUCACACCAACACCGCCAUUACAUAGCUAUCCUCUAGGUCAAGAGAGAGAAUAUUUGGCUCAUGUGGAGUUUAAAUAGCAUGGCUACAAAAGAAAAGGUAAAGACAAAAACUUGGCUUAACCUAAAGUCAAUUUAACCUCCAUAGUAGGCUAUUUGGUUAUGUAGUUUAAAUCUAACAAACAUGUUAUCAUCCCUGAUCUUUGGAAAGGCAGACUAUAUUGGAGGAGAACAGACACAAUACUUAGACCCCCUAACUAGCACUCAAGAUGCAUGGAACUCACAAAGGAGUCCAAGAAGGCUCAAUCCUAACCAGCUAGUCAAAAUGUGCCUCAAUAGGUAGUUCUUCAAGCCACCAACAAAGGAAACCCAGAUCCCCCAAGCAGGUGGAAAAUAGUCAAUCACUUGGUCCCAAACAGGCACAAGGCUAGGGAAAUAUGAAUAUGCAUAACACCACAUAUGUACACACCAAAAGCUUGCAUGCUAGUUUUACAAUUCAAACAUUUCAUUAAAAACAAAAACAAGACAUAAACUAGACAAACUAUCAUGCGAAAACUAUAACAGAAACCAAGACAAUAGUGACAAUAAUGCAGAUCUUUCGAAGCUUUGAAAACGCAGGAACCCACCCCCAAGCCAGCUCAAGAGCUGUCUCGGCACUUAUACAAGGUGAAUAAGAAAAUCGAAAGGGAGAAAGACCAGCAUUAUUGGAACUAUUAGGAAGGAAACAAGCAAUCAAACAAAACAUCGGGUUAUCCCUUGCAAGUACUUUUGUUUAACGUCAUUAAGUUCUACACAACUAACCACCAGCUUAAACUGAAAAACAAGAGAAAGAAACCAUACUUGAGCUAGGAGUGAGCACUCCUAGCAUCUUUAUCGCCUCCAGAGUGGUGACCCAAAACUCUCUACCAAGAAGUAGUGGCGGAGGUGAGCAAUGUAGAACCGGGGUCAUCCGGCGAUGGACUAAAAUGUGGGGCUCCCCCAAGCCAGGGUGGAGUCAUCUUCCUUUUUUUGGAUUUUUCUUUUUCUUACCCGCUUCCUCGUUGGGGUUUGCUUGUCAGCAUCCUCAACAUCGUCAUCAUCAUUAUUCACAAGAACGAACUCCUUCUCCUUCUUAACACAAACAUACUUCUUCAUCUUCGCCUCAUCAUCAAAAUUCUCCUCAUCAUACACCGAGGCAACAAGAACAUCAUAACCCUCAACCUUCCCUUCAAUCAGACUCUCCAAAAUCUCAAGAGAACAAAGUUGCUCGACCAUGGGCUCUUUUGAAGACUUUGCAGAAGCGAAUACAACCUUCUCUUGAGCUACCCCAAUGGUGAUAGUCUUCGAUUCGCAAUCAAUUAGGGCACCCAAGGUCUUUAAAGCAUCUCUCCGAAGAAUGUAAGAAUGUAAGGAUCCUCGACCAUGUCUAGCACAACAAAAUCACAUGGGACCACGACGUUUCCCACUUGGAUAGGUAGAUCCUCGAACUACCCACAUGGCAUCUUAACACUUCAGUUGGCGAGUUGGAUGGUUUUCCUUGAUGGCUUGAGCUUAAAAGCAAGUUGCUUGGCAAUAGACAUCGGCAUGAGGCUAAUCGAGGCUCCUAAAUCAUCGAGUUCUCCCUUAGAACUGAGUUUCCCAAGAGUGACCGGGAGCACAAAGGGUCCUCGAGCCUUUUCCUUUUUGGCCCCUGUGCCUUAGAUGAUGGCACUAACAUGUUCCGAUAAAUUGACCACCUCGCUCUCAAGCCUCUUUUUGUUUCCCCAAGAGAGUCUUCAAGUACUUGGCAUAUUGAGGCAUUUUCUCCACAGCCUCCAAGAACGGGAUAUUCAUUUCAAGUUGCCUCAUAUGCUCAAGAAGCUUAAGAAAUUUGGCUUGCAAUUGUUUUUCCACUGCUUUUAAUGGGAAAGGUUUUUGGCCUCGAUUUUACUAAUCGAACACACAUCCAAACUGCAAAUGGAGAAUUUGUUGGUGUGGCUCGAUUGGCACUGUUGAUAUUUCUCGGUCUAUCCACUUAAAAAAUUGUCUCCUCAUUUCUAGUUUAUCUCAUAAGUUAUUAUAUGUUAGUCAAUUGACUAAAGAAAUUAAUUGUACUGUUCUUAUGACUUCAGAGGGGUGUAUUAUGCAGGAUG
Molecule: messenger RNA, 3225 nt
Organism: Amaranthus tricolor (Joseph's coat)
Lineage: Eukaryota; Viridiplantae; Streptophyta; Magnoliopsida; Caryophyllales; Amaranthaceae
Exons: 5
Coding region: 290-718 (142 amino acids)
Source: RefSeq, a predicted model, not a curated record